GCUACACUCAAGUACAUGUCUACAGUGAGCGAGAGCGAAAGGGGGAGGGUACCACUUUGUCACUGGCUGCUACGAAGAUUAACCUUUCAAUUAGUAGUUAUCAGCUCCUCUGUGUGUCUCCAUGCGUGCAGACCUGCGGGAUUAUCAUUAUUUUGGAUACAUACAACACCAUCCUGACGCGCCUUCCCCUCUCCAUCGACCAUUAUGAUGAAGAGCGCGAGCCGAUGUGCGCAAACUUGAAGAAGAUUUGAACUUGGAUUUCGUCUCAACAGCGCCCUCAAGCAACUAUAGUGGAUUUUACCAGUGCCAACAGUUAAAACUAAACCUUGGAUUGAGUUCAAUGCGCGGAUGUAACUUUGGAACCUAACUUUUUGACCUUUCCGAAGGAUGUGGAUUUAUUCCUUGUUCUCUAGCUGUAUGGAUUACAUAUUAUUAUUAUUAUUUGCAAUCGAGUAACCAUGGUAAAACUCGCUAACCCUCUGUACACGGAGUGGAUUCUCGAAGCAAUACAGAAAAUCAAACGCCAGAAGCAAAGACCGUCGGAGGAGAGGAUAUGCCACGCUGUUGGCACCUCACAUGGACUCGACAAGAAAAUUGUUCUCGAGCAAUUGGGAUUAAGUGUUCACGAUGGGUCUAUUCUCAAAGUCACCAAUAAGGGGAGCACUUCAUACAAAGACCCCGGGAAUCCUGGAAGAGUUGGAGUGGUCGCGCAGCCGGCAAUCGCGACCCCGGUUCCGACAAAGGAAUUUAAAUGGGAUUCCCAAGAUCUGCGCCAUGUUGAUUGGAAUAAAAUACUAAAACGGGCGAUCGAAGGCUUGGAUGAUACGCACGGCUCCUCUCUGAAAAAUAUCGAGCGGUAUCUGAGAAACCAGAGGGAUUUGGCCAAAGUUGCCUCUAACCCCGCUUUCGGGCAGAGGUUGCGGUUAGCGGCGAAGCGUUCGGUGGGCAACGGCAGGCUGUUGAAAAAUGGCCCGCGAUACAAGCUUAGUUCACAACGGGGCAGCGUGGAGCAAGGCAGGGGGCACUCCAGGGGUCCCGGUAGCUCGACGUUACUGCUGACGACGGUGACGCUCCUCCCACACGAACGCGAUCAGAUGCGGGUGGACCCCAUCCCAAUAUGCAGCUUCUGUUUGGGAACGAAGGAGUCGAACCGGGACAAGAGGCCGGAGGAGCUGCUGUCGUGUGCGGACUGUGGCAGCAGCGGGCAUCCGUCAUGUCUGAAGUUCUCUCCAGAUUUAACCUGUAACGUGAAGAGGCUCCGGUGGCAGUGUAUCGAAUGCAAAACCUGCAGCUUGUGUCGAAUCCAGGGCAAAAACGCAGACGAGAUGCUUUUCUGUGAUUCGUGCGACCGAGGGUUCCACAUGGAGUGCUGCGACCCUCCUCUCUCUCGAAUGCCAAAAGGGACUUGGAUCUGCCAAGUCUGCAGGCCCAAGGAGAACGGGAAGAAGCUGCUUCAGCAGAGAGCCCACCAGAUCAAGCGCCGUUAUGCAAAGCCCAUCGGACGACCCAGGAACAAGCUCAAACAGAGAAUGUGUGUGAGUGGCGGUGGCAGCAGCUCGGCAGCACUGGCGGGCCGGGGGGCACCUGGUAGGGCUCAAAAGAUUUCCGUCUGUUCCACAAAUCCAUCUGGUCAUGCUGCAUCUGUGACGGACACCAGGGGGCCUCGUUGUGCAGUCGAAAUCACCACCUCCUCCUCCUCUUCCUCCUCCUCCUCCUCCUCCUCUUCCUCCACCCCUCCCCCCCUCACCUCCACCUCAGCCACACUCACCGUAAACAAGAAAACCAAAGGGCUAAUCGACGGGCUUUCCAAAUUCUUUACCCCCUCACCCGUGGGACGUCGCAUGCGAGCUGUGUCUCUGGACCAGCCUCCAAAACUGUCGGCAGAAACAGUCACUUUGACCCCAGAUUCGACCCAAAACACCCCCCCAUCUCUUCUUCCAGUCCCACCCCCUUCGUUGCCUGGACUUAGCCCAAACGUGCAAGUCUCAAGCAGCUCAACAUCGGCUAACUCCCCUCAGAGUUCUUCCAGCCAGUCUAGCGUGCCCUCCCUAACUAGCUUGUGCACGAACAGCCAUGUUAAAGGCCUUUUCGACGGACUCUCUCACAUAUUUACCACUCAGGGACAGUCACGGAAAAAGAGGCUUCCUUGCUACGCGCCGCCCAGACGCCAUAAAACCCAAGUUGAGUCCAAAGCGGGGACACAGCGCCUCCCCAAGACCGAUUUUAGUCAUAGCAAUAGCAAUAGCAAGAGCAGGCUGCCAGGAUGUCCCAGAGGAUUUAAGAUGGUCAGUCAUUUCAAGCGUAACCCCUUCCUAAAAAAGCACAGGACUCUAGGCAGGCUGCGCUAUAGGGUGAGUCCACACAAGGGGGCGCUGUCUCCAGGAAAGGCAGACUUGAAAGAUGGACAAGAUAAAGCAGAGAAUAUUCAUGGACUGAACGGAGAGCUGAGGGUGAAGAAGGAGGCUGAAAUGGCCGCCAUGUCCCGAGACCACGUCAGUGAAGAAGACAUCGAGACGUUUAGCACAGUACAAGAGCUCGCUGCACAGAGAACCGGUGCUCUGAGCAGUGACUCCAUGCGUUUUCCCUCUGUCAUCGAAUUUGGAAAGUACGAGAUCCAGACGUGGUAUUCAUCGCCUUAUCCUCCCGAAUAUUCAAGACUACAAAAGCUUUAUCUGUGUGAGUUUUGUCUGAAGUACAUGAGAAGCAAAAACAUCCUCCAGAGACACACGAAGAAGUGCGGCUGGUUCCACCCUCCUGCCAACGAGAUCUACCGCAAAGACGACCUCUCCGUGUUUGAGGUUGAUGGAAAUGUCAGUAAACUGUUCUGCCAAAACCUCUGUCUUUUGGCCAAAUUGUUCCUGGAUCAUAAAACGCUGUAUUACGACGUGGAGCCGUUUCUUUUCUACAUCCUCACCCAGAACGACCAGAAAGGCUGCCACCUGGUGGGAUACUUCUCCAAGGAGAAACUCUGUCAGCAGAAGUACAACGUGUCGUGCAUCAUGAUCCUGCCUCAGCACCAGCGCCAGGGCUUCGGACGCUUCCUCAUCGAUUUCAGUUACCUGCUCACGAGGCGGGAGGGGCAGGCCGGGUCCCCGGAGAAGCCGCUGUCCGAUCUGGGCCGUCUGUCGUACUCGGCGUACUGGAGGAGUGUGAUUCUGGAGUACCUCUCGAAGCACCGCCAAAAACACAUCAGUGUGAGGGGCAUCAGCAGGUCCACGGGGAUGUGCCCCCACGAUGUUGCCUCCACCCUGCAGCAGCUGGGCAUGAUCGACAGAAGGGACGGCAGAAUCGUGUUGGUUCGUAGAGACGGUGUGAUCCAGAGGCACAUGGAGCGGCUGAGGGAGCGACCCAGACCGUACGAAGUCGACCCCGGCGCCUUACGAUGGACCCCGCCGAAAAACCACAACGCGCCCACCACAUCCGACGAGGAAGAGGAGGAAGAAGAGGAAGAGAUGGAGAUGGAGAGGCUGAAGGAUCAGUCCAGUCGCUGGGACAAAGACGACCUCUUCUCCCCAUCUCAGAGCGGCCGUCCCACCCUCACCAAAGUCCACUGUAAGGUUCCCUACCGAACCUACGAGCGCCGCGCCAUGUCGUCGUGGAGCCGCCGUAUCCAGGAAGCGGAGGAACGUAGCCAUGACGACGAGGAAGCUGACAACGAUGACGACGAUGAAGAUUCAGACAGCUCGCCGCCCGUUCUCACCAAAGCCCACGUCAUGCUCUCCACCAAAAGAAAGAGGUCUGUGGUGCUGAAGAAGCGCGGCCGAAAGAGGAAGAGGGUAAACAGCAGCGUCACCACGGAAACCAUCUCCGAGACGACAGAGGUGUUAAACGAGCCCUUUGAUCACUCCGAGGACGAGAGACCCAUGCCCCUCCUGGAGAGAACGUCCCGGGUCGGAGAGAUGGAUGAUGAGGAAGAGGAGGAGGAAGAGGAGGAGGAAGAGGAGGGGAGAGAGAAGAGGCAUAUCACACCAAUGAAGAGGAGGAGAGGAAGACCACGACUUGAGAAGAACAUUCAGAAAGACAAUCGUGAACUCUGGAGCGAAGGAGCAGAUUUUCUCUGCAAAAGGCCCACUCCACGUCCACUGAAACGGAAGAAAGGCUGGCCCAAGGGUGUGAAGCGCGGCCCGCCCAAAUGGAGAACCAAGAAUGAGAGAAAGAUGGGCUUCAAACUGAACCUGUACACGCCCCCCGAGACCCCCCUGGAGGCGGAGCACCACACGGAGGAGGCGGAGCGGGGCGUCGCCAGCGGCGACGAGGGCAGCCGAGCAGAGCCGGGGCCAGACAGUCCUGAUGUAACCGAGCCUCUGUCCCAGCCUCACAGCCCCAACCAGCCGGAGUCCCACAAGUCCAGCUCUGCAGAAGACUCUCCAGUCUGCUCCCCCGCCCCCUACCGUUCCUCCCCCGAAGCACCUCCAGACCCCCAGGACAGUGAGCCUGACUCCCCCAAAGACCCUGACCACGAGGAGCCCAGAGCCGAGACCGCCCGGGACAGAGAGGAAGAGGAGGAGCCCAGCCAGGCAGAGGGGCGGGGAGAGGAGGAAGAGGAGGAGCAGACCUCAGCGGAGCCGGAGGCCACGAAAGAGGAGCCAGAGCCAGAUGUACCGGACGCUCCUGAAUGCACCUCAGAGUAUUCAGGUCCAAACGAGUGUGAGGAGGCGGGUCUGCAGGUUACUAUGGCAACAGAUGAGAGUGAGGACAGGCCUGAGGCUGCAGCAGAGGCUCAGGCUUUAACAGAACCAGAGCAGGGCCCAGUCCCAGAGGCUGCAGUGGAUUCUGGGAACGCCUCAGAGGAGGAGACUGCCCCCAGUCCCUGUCAAGAUCGCCCCUGUCAGGACCUCCCCAGUCCCUGUCAAGACCACAUCGGUCAAGACCGCCCUUGUCAGGAUCACCUCAGUCCCUGUCAGGACCGCCCCCCCUCAGCACCUCCAGAGAAGCCCCUAAGCCCCGCCCCCAGAGCGGAACCCGUGUGCCCGGAGCUGGAAUCUGAGACGGUGCAGGCGGUGCAGUCCCUCACACAGGAUGCUGUGUUCCAGGAGUGUGUGGAACCUGUGGAGCCUUGUCCCCCAGUGCAGCCCUACGCCCCCAUGCCCCCCAGCCCCGCCCCCGUGCCAGAGGACUGCCCCCAGUCUGACCACAGCAGCCCCCUCUCGUCCGCCCCCUCUCACCCCAGCCAAUCAGUGCGCUCCGUGAACAGUCCCGCCAUGUCUCUGCUGGAGAGUGGCUACACCCAAAUCAGCCCCGAACACGGCGCCAUGGUGCUGCACAACAACUUGGAGACAAGCCCGGUCAUGGACGUGCCCUCGGUGUCUGACCACGGGCAACAGGUGGUCGACAGCGGCUUCAGUGACCUGGGCAGCAUCGAGAGCACCACAGAGCCAUACGAGAACCCCAGCAGCUACGACUCGUCUCUGGGCUACGGCAGCGCACUGUCCCAGGGCAGCUGUGCCGUGGGGCCAGCCAUGGUGGGGCCCGGGUGCUCUCUGAUGGCCCAAAGUCUGAGCUCGCCUCAGCACUGCAACGUCAAGUCUCCCCAAGGCUGCGUGGUCGAGCGGUCUCCCGGCAACGGGCGCCACGGGCAACACAAUCAGCACAAUCAAAUCAGCCACAAUCAACACCAACACGGGCCUCACAAUCUGAACCAGCCGCACAAUCAGCCCCACUCCCACAAUGCACCUCACCCGCCACACUCCCACAAUGCACCUCACCCGCCACACUCCCACAAUGCACCUCACCCUUCUCAUUCACACUCGCAUAACGCCCCGCACCCUCCACAUUCGCACUCCCAUAAUGCACCGCUCUCCCAUAACCCACCGCACCCUUCGCAUUCGCACUCCCACAACGUACCUCACCCUUCGCACUCGCACUCCCAUAAUGCACCACACUCCCAUAAUGCACCUCACCCGCCGCACUCCCAUAAUACACCUCACCCCCAACACGCUGUGCACAAUCAACCCCUGUCCCAUAACCACACUCCGCACCAUACGUCACACGGGCGCCAUAACUCCACCCACUCACAACAUAACUCCACCCACUCCCAACAUAACUCCACCCACAGUCAACAUAACCCUGUCCACAGCCAGCCCCAUAUCCAUAGCUCCUCCCACUCACAUAACCCCACCCACAGUCACAAUCAAAUGAGUCACAAUCACAGCCUGCACCACAAUCAACUGCCCCAGCACGGUCUCCACGGGCAACAGCAUGGAGUACCCCAGUGUGCGCUGCCCCCCAGCUUCACCCCGGGCGUCCCGUUACCCGACCUGCCCGAAUCCAGCCCCAACUUCUUGUACGAGCGCCUAAACCCUCAGGCCGAAUAUGGACCGCACUAUACCCAACCAUCGGGACUCAGUCUGGCAAAGCUACAGCAGUUCACCAACUCGUUCAUGGACCCGUUUAGCCACACCCCCUCGCACCCCAUCACGUCCUAUGCCAACACGCCGACUCUACCCCAGACGCCACAUCGGGUCCCCGCCCCCCAGACUGCCAUGACGCCCCCGCCCCCCUCCCUCGCCGGCACCUCCCACAUGAUGCUCCAGCGGAACCUCCAGUCGCAGCGCGUCCAAUCACAAAUGACCUCCAAGAACCACGCGGCGUCCCGUUCCAAGUCUCUCCACGCCCACCAGCAGCAGAUGUACGCCCCCCGCACCGUGCCGAGGGUCAGUCUGAUGCCCGCCGCGCCGGCCUACAACUCCAUGAACAUGCCAUCGCUAAACGGCUACGGCAUGAGCCACCCGACCAUGAACAGCGGUUAUCACGGUAACCACGGAUACAUGAACCAGUCGCCCCAGUACUCUAUGCAGAUGGGCAUGAUGGGAACUCAACCGUACGCCCAGCAACCCAUGCAAGCCCCGCCACACGGCAACAUCGUGUACUCCCCCGCGGGACACCACACGUACGUUAACGCCGGGAUGUCCAAGCCGCCAUUGAAAGGGGCGGGGUUUAUGCGGCGGUAACAGAGGGCGUGUGGAGGUUCUGAAGACUUUAUAAAAUGCACUAAUUUGGCCUUGUUUCUUUCUCUGUGUCUUUUUGUUACCUAAAACCAGCAGCACUUGGAAAGAUGCAAAAACGUUCAUCAGAGUUAAACUUUGAUCUAAUCUUGAAAAUAUUUUUGUUGCUCAGAUGGGAAGCCUUACUUCAUUAUGACAAAAAUCUAUUUAAAUAGCGUUAGUGUUUUAGGGUAUGUCCACACUAAUGCUGUUUAUUCUACAAUCCCAAUUCUGAUGGUUAAAGGAAAUUAAAGGAAUGUAACCAAUAGUGUUAGCUUAGCCCAUAGCUUUAUAUUGUAUCGCGGUUAUGUCUGCAGUGUUGUAGUUUAUGCUAACCGCCCAUGCUAAUCGUUCUUAAUCAAAGAAUGAAGGAAAACAUAUCUUUGUACUGAGAGACUGUACUGAAUCAUACAUAUAUAUAUUUUUUUGUUUUAUUUAAAAAUUGCCCUUUUCCCCAAGUGGAGAUGCACAUUUUUGGCAACCCUCUCACAAAAAGGUGUCUUGCUCAUAGGUGCCACAAUAGGAAGUGAGGGAUUUGUAUCAAUUUCCAUUUAUUUUUCCCCAUUGUCUAUUUAAAUUAACUACUAUGUGACAACCUAUUUACUUAUAUACUGGUCUAUAUAAUGCUUGGAAGUGCUAUGGCUGGUUUAGGAUUAUUACAGAUGUACCAGGAACAUAACAUGAAGUAUGAAUUUAAGCAUUCUUAGAUGAUAUGUAGGCUUUAUAAAAUACUUUUACCUGGAAACCAUCGUACAAUACACAAGUCCCACUUUGUAAUAAUUCACUUGUUAUUACCAUAGACUGUAUAUAUAAAUGGACAUAGCUAACUUGCUAGCCGCCGCGUUCCUGAACUGAGAAACUAUGGCCCCUCUCUCUGUAACUGCUACUCUCAGACUCAUCAUUUUGGACUUAAAAUGUUCGUAUUAACCCGCUCUACAUCCUGGUGUUUUUAUUUCGCUAUUGUGUUAACAGACACAAAUAACAGACAAAUCAGGCGCCUUCUUUCCCCCAGGUCACUCCCGCUAGUGUUAGCAACAGGUUUGAUUGCUCCCUGCUAAACCAGCGGUGCGGGCAGGAAUGGGGCGUUACUUUCAACAGCCUCGCUCUGGAUUGGCUGUUUGGUUGCUAUGAUACCAUGCUACAAAAACCAAAUACAGCUAUUGGCUCCAAAUUGGCCCCUAUAACCGCUAGCCUCGAUGAGCUUCAUUUGAUUGAACGCUAUCGGUGACGUCGCACUCACUUAGUCCACUUCUUUGUACAGUCUAUGGUUAUUAGAGUUGGUUAAGCUAGUUAUUACAUAGUAGUUACAUUGAACAUAACAAUGUAAGUGUAGUAUCAAAUUAGUAUUCACUUUUGUUUUGUUUUUUUUCAUUCAAUUUGUUUUUCUAUGGCACCUGCCCCUAAAAAGCAUGACUUAGGCCUAUACAAAUGUCACUUUUGUAAUAAUUGUGUUAUUACAAGUUAUUACAUAGUAGUUACAUUGAACACAACAAUGUAUGAAGUGUAGUAUCAGAAGUAUUCUCUAGUCUUUUUCAUUCAUCCAAUACGUUUUUCCAUUGCCCCCAUCCCUAUAAAUCACCAUUAAACAGGCCUAUUCAAGCCCCCCUUUGUAAUAAUUCACAUGUUAUUACAGUUGAUUAAGCUAGUUAUUACAUAGUAGUUACAUUGAACACAACAAUGUAUGAAGUGUAGUAUCAGAAGUGUUCUCUUUGAUUCUUUCAUUCAUCCAGUGUUGGGUGGAAAUUGCCAAUAAACACAGCGAUGAGCUUUACCAAUCACUUUAAUCUGCAAUCAUGUGAUCAAAGUGCAAUAUGACAACCCUGAAUUUUUCAAAUCAAAAUGAAAAAAAAAAAGAAGAAAAGUUUAUUUUUGUAAAUGUUAAAGUUCAUUAGUGUGGACAUAGCCAUAGGGGGGUUCAGUAGCAGCCUAUGAAGAAGCCAUGAAAUGUGCCUGGUCUUAUGGCUGUGUGCCCCGUGUCCUGUUUGUACUAUACUCAUGCCUUUGUAUAUUUAAAUUAUUGUACCUAUUUUGUAAAGUGACUAGCAUGCUUCAGUCUAUGUUAGUGGCAGUGCAUUGAGUAGUACAAGUGUUGUGCUGAUAGCAAGCCAUUUUAAAGAGUAUCUGGCCUUUUAUUAGGUUAUCUCUAUCACGGGGAUGAAAGAUUAAACUAUAUUUUGUUAAUUCUAAAAAUGUAUAAAAUGUAAACUUAGUCCUGUUUUGUUCAGUUUGAGAAGUUUUAUCGCUAUGUGUAUAAAACUGAAGUCUUUUUGUAACAGAGGCAGCUUCCUGUUGAAUAAAUAUGUCUAAAGCAUA
Molecule: messenger RNA, 9296 nt
Organism: Periophthalmus magnuspinnatus
Lineage: Eukaryota; Metazoa; Chordata; Actinopteri; Gobiiformes; Gobiidae
Gene: kat6b
Product: K(lysine) acetyltransferase 6B
Exons: 17
Coding region: 459-6950 (2163 amino acids)
Biological process (GO): regulation of DNA-templated transcription; nucleosome assembly
Cellular component (GO): nucleosome; MOZ/MORF histone acetyltransferase complex
Molecular function (GO): histone acetyltransferase activity; DNA binding
Source: RefSeq, a predicted model, not a curated record